AUGUCUGCUCCUCCUCCACGCCAAGAGACGUCCGCGUUUGUCGAGUCCUCAGGGUCGCAGGUACAAGCCCCAGAUGCGGAAAAGAUGUACGACGAACUUCCGGAACAAGAGGCGAGGAAUGGAUGGCCCUCUCUGAUCGAUCCAAGCAAGCUAUUGAGCGUGGAGAUGUUGCUUUUGGGCCCACCACUACAUGAGAGCACAGUUCUCAAGACGAUCAACGAGAAUGCAGGGAUGAUAGUCACUCAUGAGAAGCUUGCGCAGUGGCUGCACAAGUUUCAAUCGCCUGGGUACUCCUUUCGUGAUGACGUUACGGUGAAGCUAUUGGUGCAAUCUGGGCGAGAAGGAGAGCUGGCGAGACUGUUUCUUCGGCUUCGAGCCGCUGGUGGCAUGAAGAGCCGUGCGGAAGCGAUGCAACAAGCUCUACUUGACGAAUACCCAAAGGCGUUUUCGCAGGUGUCCGAGUCGUGGCUAGGAUCGGAGCUGAAUCCCGAAGAAGCUUUCCACAUGAUGCCCACAUCAAUGAAGCGAAUCGAUCUGGGUGCCGUCGGGGAGAAGCCAGAGGAGCUCGACGUCCUUCGUAUGAUCUUGUAUUGGCUUGGGUAUGUGGACAAGUACCGAUCUCUGGGUCUCGACUUCAGUGAUUACAAAGUAGCCAAAGUGUUGAUGAGCAAUAGAAACACCAACGAGGUGCUGGGGAUCUUCCUCAAGCUUCGAAGCGUCCAUGGCAUGGAGGACCGCGCAGACCGGAUACUAAGUGGUGCGAUAUUGCGACUGGCCUUUGGUGAUGCACUGGUGAAAAAGCUGAGUCCUGCGAUAGUUUUCACCAAAAUGUCCAUCUCAGUGACAAUAUCGUCUGUUAACGUCGGUAGAAAGGAUUCAGAUUGGCCCGUUCUCUUGACUCAGGUCCAAGAAUGGCUCGAGUAUGUUGACGAGUACCGAUCACUGGGUUUUGACUUUAGCGACUACAAAGUGGCUCAAGUGUUGGCUGUAAACAGAAACACAAAUAGGGUGCAUGAGAUCUUGUAUAAGCUUGAAGACGUCCCUGGUAUGAAGAACCGCGUAGCCCACAUGCGAACUGGUCUGGAAUUUUAUUCACAUGUCACCGAUCUGGCGAAUUCUGGUCCGUUGUUGACCCCUGCAGAAGCUUUCUAUACGACGAAGAUCCUAGCGAGACGGGACGGUGGUGCCAAUGAAGAUAUGCCAGUUUCGCUCGUCCUCCUGUCUGAGCUCGAGAAUUGGCUUGACUACGUUGACACGUACCAGCACUGGGGUUACGAAUUCAGCGACGGUCAAGCACUUCAAGUGUUGAAGGACCAUGGAAUAAGUCAAUUGAAUAUGCGCGAGAUGUUCCAAAGGCUUCGAGACGUCCUUGGCAUAAAGUACCGCGCAAACAUAUUCUGA
Peronospora matthiolae is the source of this 1401-nucleotide messenger RNA. The record is from the annotation of a GenBank genome assembly. Lineage: Eukaryota; Oomycota; Peronosporomycetes; Peronosporales; Peronosporaceae.